Messenger RNA from Haliotis rufescens (red abalone), 10700 nucleotides. RefSeq lists its product as uncharacterized. The transcript is spliced from 49 exons. Gene Ontology annotation, cellular component: extracellular region. Gene Ontology annotation, molecular function: carbohydrate binding; chitin binding. The record is from RefSeq and is a predicted model, not a curated record. The coding region runs from base 63 to 8867 and encodes 2934 amino acids. NCBI's taxonomy places the organism in Eukaryota, Metazoa, Mollusca, Gastropoda, Lepetellida, Haliotidae.
UUCUGCCAGUUAGGUCGUGUGUUCAACGUGCUGUGCUACAAACGUCAAGGAAUCAAUGUGACAUGAUGGUGUCACCGAGGUGGUCGUUGUUGUUCCUGCUGAUGCUGAUGUUGCUGGCGGUUGGGGAGACGCUGAGGAAUGGCCAUGCUCCCCGCUGGUUGGUCAACCUGUUCUGCAAGAGGUCAUCAGGUCUGACUCAGGUGCCCUGGGACUGCACGGGGUACCUCCACUGCUACACCCAGGGCAUGACGACCUACGGCGUCUGGCUCAACUGUCCCUCAUCACUGAGAUUUGACGCAACAUCCCAGAACUGUCUCCGCGUUUCCCCAUCAUGUAUAAACAUGGGCAAAGUGGCACAAAAAUACUGCCCCAUCUAUAGCCACUUACGGUUCCCGCAUCCGGACAGCUGCGCGAUGUUUUACGACUGUUCACGGAAAACACCUGACAAAAGAUAUGGACUGAAGAUCUACGAGAACGAAUGUUCUUAUCCUACUCUGUUUGACCCUGAAUUGGCGGUGUGCAGGGAAAACCAGCGGAGUAACGAGGUGGCGUGUAUCAAUCCCCCGGCCAACAAGUGUGAUUACAAGACAGAGUGUGUCUCUGUGUCCAGUCAGUGUGUACAAGAUGGCUAUGCACCCAAACCCGGAACUAUCUACUCGCCUGAACACAUCCUCUGUAAAGGAGGGAAAAUUUUGUCAAAUUUAAUGUGUAAAUUUUCAGAAGAAGUUUUCGAUCCGAUCGAAAAGAACUGCACAUCGAACUAUCAAAAAUCAAUCAGCACCUACUGCCGUAUGCACCCCUCUGCCAAGUUCGGGGACCCAAGGAACUGCGCUCGUUAUUACGACUGCAGUACGAGGUAUCACCACUUCGGGCUGAAGCCCUACCAGUCGGAGUGCCAGUACAUGCAUCUGUAUGACGAGAGCAGCGCCACGUGUCAGCUGUUUGACUUGAUCAAAACCCCGUGUGGCAACAAGUUUGAGCCGAAAUCUCCUUGCGAGUACAGGAUAGGACGGUGUCUGGGUCGAGAGUAUUGCAUGGCGUGUUCCGCUUCCUGUGUUGGGCAACCGGAUGGGGAAAUCCCGUAUCCCGGCAUCCCUCGCACGCGCUACCAUCUGUUCUGCAGAGGAGAGAGGACGGUGGAGAUUCAAGAAUGUCCCAAGGGAUAUAUCUUCCACCCAAAAGUGAAGGAAUGUGUGCCGGACAUUGAGGAAACAACAGCCAUAGCGACAACAGAGGCUACUACUACUAAGUCGACUACGCAGCCAACAACGACAACAACACCAUCAACGACGACCACAACCACAACCACAACUACAACGACAUCGACAACUACAACACAGCCCCCGACAACUACCACACCUACAUCUACAACAACGUCCACGUCAACUACCACGGCCUUGUAUCCAACACCCCCUCCUGUGUGCUCGUGUCGGGAGGAGAUGACGCCAUUGUUUCAGCGACUCAACAACCUCACGAUCAUCACCCGCGCCUUGAUGCAGCAAAUGACGCCCUCCGUUAGGAGUCCGUUUGACUGUGUGUCCCCUCCCACCCCUGACGGAGCAGUAACUCGGCUGACGUACGAGGGUCAGGAGGCUGUAGCAAGGUAUACCUGUGUCAGUGAACAGUACGGCGUCUGUGACGGUAACGACGUGAGCAGAUGCAGGAACAACGACGUCUGGACCGCCCCUCCUGGGAAGUGCGGACGUGUGGUGUGGAAGAGUGUGAACGCUGGCUACGUGAUACUGGACUGUCCCUUCACUGACCACAACUCGAUAUACUUCGUGAUGACGUCACAAGACGACUUCGGUGUGCGACUGACGGAGGAAAGGACACAACUCUUCUUGUUUCUCGUGGGAAUAUCAAAGGGACAGGUUAAGGCAGGUGCCAUGACGUUUGGUUUGGCUCCGUCUCCAACAUCGUCCACCACAACAUGGAGGGUUUCACGCAGAGGAGGACGAUAUGAGCUCUUCGUUAACGGAAUCAAAACUGCCCAUCAUGACGGCCAAGCAGCCCUGGGCUCCGGGGUGCAGAAACUUGCCGUAUCUGGGCGUGGUCGCCUGUAUGAGGUGCGACUCUUACCCCCGGGUGCCCUGGAACCCGUCCUGCCACCUCAACCUGCGCCUGUUACGACCGUUCCCACAACACCUGCGUCUACUACACAUGCGUCUGCUACACCUGAACCUACUACAACUGCAUCUACUACGCCUGUACGCACAACGCCUGCAAGUACAACGACCGAAGGCACACCUGUAAUCACGGAAACAGGUCAGAAUCUAGCUCUCCAGAAACCGGUGUUGGCUAGUGCCGUGAUGUACGAGCGUUACUCACUGGAGACUGUCGUAGACGGCAGGACCGACAACAACGUCACCUCUAACCACUGCUUCGUGACAGCCGCUGUUGACCCGUGGGUCAUGGUCGACCUGACAUCCAUGUACCACGUCACUUCCAUCGCCUUGACGAGGAGUGCCUCAGACGAGAAACGACAAGGAGACGUCGAGAUAACCGUAUACAGUCAGAACCCGGAACUCAACCCCAAAGCUGUUGGCGUACUGUGUGUGUCGACGGUUGGACAUCCACCUGGUGCUCGAGAUAAACAACAGUGUGCAGCUCCUGCCCCCGGGCGGUUUGUGCGGGUACAGCACGUGGCCGGCUCUAGAGGGGUGCUCACUGUCUGUGAACUGGAGGUGUUUGGGAGCAAAGUGACUGGCUGGAGCCCCUUCUCGUGCCCGAACCCUCCUCUGCUGGACAAGGCGAUGGUGGAUGUCCACUACUCCUUGGCCGCGGCUGUGGCGGUGUACUCCUGUGACGACGGCUACUCCGGCGGCUGUGACGACAACAACCUGCUGUACUGUACCAGUGACAAGGGCUGGGAGGGUCAACCCAAAGCCUGUAUCAGGGUGGACUCGGGAACAGAGGAGACGAUUGGGUCCGUGGAACUACCAUGUCGGUUGAAGGUGGGCUUUGCACAUGAAGUGUGGGUCGAACCCAAACAGAGCGGAUCGUACAUUGCCUUCAAGGCGGGCAAUGACACGGCUCUACAGAUGACCCUCGAGUGGCCGGCUGUGGGGUCGUACAUCCGAUACUCCUAUGAAGUGGAUGGAAUAUCCACCACCAUACCUGCAGACACGCCCAUGCCGUUCCAGGGUCGAACCGUGUCUCACAUCACCCUUCUCUUCCUCUCAGAACACCUGCAGAUUCUAGUUGACAACGAGUCCCUCCUGGCCGUCCCCCAUCACGUACCAGCGCCGCUAAUUGACAGAAUAGCUGUUGAAGACCAGAAACUGUCCAUCAAGAAAAUCAUGCUCAAUCAAGAUUGGACGAAGGCCACCCAAAAAGAAUCCAGUCGCAACCUUUCGUUGAGAAAGCCGACUACAGCAUCGUCCAACGCGGAACGUUCUGGGCUUGUGGUAGACGGGUCGAGACGAUCCCUGGCCACAGGGCCGGGGUCUUGUUGGCAGUCGGACGCCAGUGACUGGGCACCCUAUUGGCAGGUGGACAUCCAAAACUACUACAUCGUCACAGCUGUUGUCGUCACAAGCCGUAAUGGAGAAGGGUGCCCGGCGGGUGGCUGUGGCGGCGGGCUCCAUGACUACGCCCUGGACGUGUACAUGACCAAUCCGGUGACGGAUCCCAGUGCGAAGGCCGGGCUGUGCCAGUUCGUCAAUGGGGAACACGCAAUCUCCUAUUCCCAGUACAAGCCGUGCCGGGAGGAGCACGUGGGGCGGUACGUCCGACUCAGGGGUACCCUGAGGAACAGCCUCACUGAUGUACUGACAGUUUGUGAGGUGGAAGUGAUGGGAUAUAGAUAUGUUUUGAAACCGGAGAAAAAACUCUGGUCACCUAAAGAUUGUCCCUUCCCCCCUCUGCUGGAGAACAUGGCGGUUCAAAUAUCCCACUCCCUGGACGAGGCAGUGGCUACCUACGUCUGUGACGACGGCUACGCCAUGUGCAGUGACGACAACGUCGUACGUUGUAACAGCAGUUCCGGAUGGCAGGGACAGCCAGAGUCAUGUCAACCGAUGGUGUUUGGCGCGAUGACCAGGUACGACUUCAAGUGUCCUAUUAAACUCGGCUCAAGUCUUCACCUGUGGACAACACCUGACGGGAUGAAAUCGAAGCCCGCCGUGUUCCUGCAGACAAAGCAAGUACCUACAGUCAUGAGUUUGAGUCUUGAUCUCAACAGUCCCGGACUGUUUCAUUUCAAAGACGGUUUUAAGCCACAACAGCCGUUUAAAGUGAACUUCCCAGCAAUCAGAACUGAUGUGGAGUACCAUUUCGUAUACACGUUUCUCAGUGACUACCUACAGGUUGAGAUUGACGAUGUUCUCGUCAUGAAGUAUCCACACAACCAGCCAGCCCAUAAACACGGCGCGCUCACCACGUAUGGCUUUAACAAUCGCAAGGUUUUGAUAGCAAUGAACGACGCCAUCACGAAAGAGUCAGUCAGUACAAACCUUGCCUUGAACAAACCCGCUACAUCCAGCUCGGACAAAGAUGGAUCUCAACCUGGCUGGCUCGUGGACGGCAACUCCUCUCCCGUCUGGGCCGACAACACCUGCUGGUCACACACCGCAGCCGACGUCAACGUGUACUGGGAGGUAGACUUACACGGCUACUACUACGUCAACAGCGUUGUCAUCACAACCAUCAACUGUACCGGCCCUUGUUCUACGAGGUCACAUGACUUUGAGAUCACGGUGAGGUCAGACGGAGAAGAGGUCUGUCACAUGUACCAUGGCGCGAUGUCAGAUGGAGACACCCAGAAACUGGCCUGUGACAAGGAGGUGUUGGGGAGAUACGUCAGGAUUAAACCCAAGGCCGGGCAGAACACCAACGACCUGCUUACGUUUUGUGAAGUGGGAGUUUACGGAAGCAGACUUACCCUUAAACAGUGGUCUCCCUUUGACUGCGGUGCUCCAACUGCGCCCAAGAACAGCUUGAUGACCUUGACUUACACCGACACUGACGCCAUUGCUACACUCACGUGCAACGCCAAUUCCAUGUCUUGUGGUAACGUCAGCAAGGGAGUCAUGAGGUGUUCCAAGGGUCAAGUGUGGACGGGUGCCUCCCUAAAAUGUUCCCCUUCACAGCUCGAAUAUGACGAGAACGAUAGUGUUUCGGAGUUUGUGUUCAGCUGUCCUUUGACGAUUUUUACAUCCUUUGAGAUCUGGGCCACACCGCAGUCUCCUGACGUGAAGAUAUCUGUCAUGAUUGACAACAAUAACAUAGCCAUGGAGGUCGUCAUGGAUUCGACCACUGCUGCAGUCCCCUUUGCCUAUAUUCGUCACCACUUAGGGAAUCAACGUCUCCAGACACUCCCCUUUGUUCCCCAUCAACCAGCUCACAUCGUGUUCACAUUCCUCCCGGAACACAUCGUGCUGGAAAUAGACGAGAAGGAGGUUAUGAAGGUGGACCACGUGUUCGACGCUCUGAAGGCUAAACGUCUACAGUUUACCAACCUGCCUCUGAGGAAACUGAAACUGAGCAAGGGAGUUCUGAAUGGAAUUAAGAAAGAACCCAUCAGCAGGAACGUUGCACUUCAGAAGCCGGCCAAGGGGUCUUCAACUACCGGAAGCCCUGCGGGAAGAGUGGUGGACGGACUCCCCUCCCCUACCGCCAGUAGCACGACGUGUUGGCAAGUGUCCGCCCAGGACCCUAACCCAUGGUGGCAGGUGGACCUACAGGCAUACUACUACAUCGACAGGCUGGCUAUAACACACAAGAAGACGUGUGCGGGUUGCGAGAAGUUUCUCCACGACUUUGAGGUGGAGGUAUUGAUGCACGACCCGACACUCUACCCUGCCACACCCGCCAAGUCCUGCUUCUCCCACCCUGGACAGUUCCCCCACGGUAAACGCCAGGUGCUGGACUGUCUGCCUGACGUCUUUGGUCGCUAUGUCAAGAUCCGUAGUAUGAAGAAACUGGAUGCCAGUGAUUCAAUGACGAUGUGUGAAGUGGAAGUCUUUGUAUCAAAACCAACAAUACAAGGGGUAAUCUCCGACUGGUCCCCAUUCGACUGUCCCCGCCCCCCUCUCCCCGGGGGUGCCUCUGUCCAGGUCUCCCACUCGGCCACGGCGGCAACAGCGACCUACCGGUGCCAGGAGGGGUUUGCCCUGUGUAGCGGGAGGACCACAAUCAACUGCAACUCUAGUUCAGGUUGGCCGGACGCCGACAUUGUCUGUAAACAGGCUGUCUUUGAACGUGUGGGUAUGUCCAUGGUGGAACUGCAAUGCCCUGUGAACAUCGGUGAUGCACUGGAAGUAUGGGUGACACCUCAAGGAACAACAUCAAAACUCAAGUUUACCGACGACCUGGCAGAGAAUGGUAUAGUUUUGAACUACGUCUCAUCAACCAAACAGUUGGAGGUUUACUUUUUCAAUCCAAACGUCACAACAGGAAAUACGGUACCCGCCAGCGACGUCAGUUCCCUCAAGUCGGGAAAAGAAUGGCACGUGGUCCUUACCCUACUGCCAGAACAUCUGUAUAUAACCGUCAACGGCCGUCCGGUGGUGAUCUACCCAUACACCAUAGAGCCGAACAAAAUCCUGUCAAUAUCACCGGUCAGCGCUAACUUGAGGAGGGUUGUCUGGACGCGGGGACAUGGCGUAAAUAAAGAACCCGGACCCUUUGACUGCAUGUUGCCCCCGCCCACAAUGGCAGGAAUGAAAGUAGAAGCAGUAACCACGACAGGGAGCUCCCUAGUCGCCAGAUACACGUGCGAGGUGGGCACGGCUCCGUGUGGGGCAGCCCCGCCCUCCAGCACCUGCCGCGAGGGGAUCUGGCAGACCGUGGAAGGAACAUGUUUCGUGACGACAUUCAGAUACCCUGAUAUUACUGGGAAGAAUGCGUUCACGCUCACAUGUCCUCCAGUGUCUUCGACGGAGUUCCAUAUAUACGCAACGCCAACUUUGGCUCAAGUGAUGGAGAUACAGCUCGUCAACACCGCCACCGCCAGACACACGCCCGUCCUGACAGCGAGCAUCAUCUUCACCAGUGUCCAGUACAUCAACACCUUCAUUUUGGCUAGCAACGUCACCGGCAACAUCAUCAUCGACUCCUUCCCGUUCCACAUGGGUCAGGAGUUUCACAUGGUCAUCACGUAUCUGGUCAAGAGCUUCCGUGUAGGUGUUGACGGCAAAGACGUCAGAGACGUGCAGGUCGAUGUAGAGGGAGAUUUUAUCCCCGCUGUGUCGAUGCAAGGACCAAUGGCCGUCCGGACUGUCGAGUUUCAGAUGCCAGAUAAUGCCCUCGCCUAUAGCGACCAACCGUUGAAACCGGAUACCGAUAACACGUGGGUUACCUUGCCCCUCACUGGUUCUAAGAGGACGAAAUUAUUCCUGGUAAACUCGUGCACAGAGGUUAUUGUUGACGUCAUAGCGGAUAAAGUGUGGGGGAUAAAUGUCCAGUUUACCCUGGGUGCCCGGAAGAACACAAAGACCGACUGUACGAUAUGUGAAACGGAACUGACAAAGUGGCACAGCCCCCUCUCCUGCGGCGAGUACAUGCCUUUCUGGUUGGAUUGGGGCAAUGACAGCGAGAUGCGUGUUGGUGCUGGCUACGUCAUCGGUCGCGACUUCAUAACGAGUUCGGGGUGGCCGUCUACCGUUCCAGUUGGGAGAAUACGCGUUAGUGCCAAUGCCAAAGUAAAAGAUGUUGGGAAUCUGGCCAUGUGUACCAAACCAGACCCACCGCCAUACCAGAUGACAAUUGACGAACACAGCGCCGGGGACUACACUACAACUAAGUACAGGUGCAUUGAAGACACGUACAUGUUCUGUGGAGAGGACAAGGUGUCUCGGUGUGCUGCUACCGGCCCAGUCACGAACCAAGUAAAAGGCGAAUGCCGGCAAAUGACCUGGAUACCAAAGUCGCAGCUUAAUAAAUUCGCCUGGCCUUGCAAGAGACUAGUCGGUUCCACGGUCUCCCUGUAUCUCACACUGAACACGUCGAUCAGCGUCAGUUUGAUGAAGGAACAGCUCAAACACUUUAUGUUAAAGGCGGACUCCGUGACGUCGCAGCUUACCCUGGGUAACACAGUACCCGGUGGGGGAGGAUCAGUCCCUGUUAAUCCCUUCCCUUUCCCGGUCAAAAAGAGAUUCCACUUGACUAUCACGAUCCUGAAACCACAUUUUGAGGUCCGAGUAGACGGGACGUCCGUGGCUACGUCCCCCCAUGUCGUCAACUUCACAACAAUCAGCAGCGUAGUAGUCGAGGCUCCCAAUGUCGACAUUGUCCACAUUUUUACACCUGAGAGAGGCUACACAGACUGCGCAACUGCCACAGUGCCCAAUGCCAAGGUCAUCACCUCCGAGACGUCAAUGGGAGCUGAAGGGCAUGUGAAGUGUAACGUCGAACACCGCUACUGCGGGUCACACACCAAGGUCACGUGCUGGAGUGACGGCACCUGGAAGUUCUACAGACCUGACAAAUGCGAACGCUACCAAUGGACUAGCCUGGCGCCUCUAGGCAAGGAGACCAAUUUCCCCAUUCCAUGUGUGCUGAAAACCGGGGAUGUCAUCAUACUGCAGGCCACAUUGUCAAGGGCAACGAACGUGUUCCGCAUGGCACUGGUAGCUGGUCCAGAGGCAGUUGUUCUCAUCACCUAUGACCAAGUAGUGAACUCCUUGAUUAUCAGCAACGUCCUGAACGGCAAAGUACUGACGACGCAGGAAGUAGCGAGUCAUGGGCUCGCACCUGUGGCGUUCAAACUGAGCAUAAAAGUGCUGAAAGAUUCCUACGUGAUAUAUGUCGGCGGAAAGAUGGUAUCGGACUUCCCCUCCGCGUCCCCCUCGCUGAGAGUGGAGCACAUCUCUGUAUCCUCGGGAACAGCAGUCAGGUCCCUUGAAGUGACAACACCAGCAGCGUAAUGGUUACAACACAUGCAUCGUAUCAAACUGCACCAGGUGCUCAUCGUAUGAAUCUACAUGUCGCCAUUCCAUCUCAGUGUUGUGUAUUAACUCGAAACAGUGAAACCACGGGAUCCACCGAUCUAUACCGAAACGUCGCCUUUACAUAAAUUAAAGAAGUUGUUAUCCAUAAACUUUGUCUGGCUUGCCAUCCGUCAACUUCUAAGUAAUGUCUAUCACACAAAUCACCGUGUCCAGUUUGGCCGAAACCGCCACUUCCGAAUGCACACAAGUCUGAAAGGUUAUAUCGCUAAAGUAUAUACAGUACAUCCGUCAGUUCGUUAUAAGCGUGUUCGUUAUAAACGUAGUUUAAUGUAAUGUCUAUCAAACAAUUCACCGUAUCCAGUUUGGCCGAAACCGCCUCUUCCGAAUGCACACAAAUCUGAAAGGUUAUAACACUAAAGUAUAUACAGUACAUCCGUCAGUUCGUUAUAAGCGUGUUCGUUAUAAACGUAGUUUACUGUAAUGUCUAUCAGACAAUUCACCGUAUCCAGUUUGACCGAAACCGUCUCUUCCGAAUGCACACAAUUCUGAAAGGUUAUGUCACUAAAGUAUAUGCAGUACAUCCGUCAGUUCGUUAUAAGCGUGUUCGUUAUAAACGUAGUUUACUGUAAUGUCUAUCAGACAAUUCACCGUAUCCAGUUUUGCCCAAACCGUCUCUUCCGUGUGCACACAAUUCUGAAAGGUUAUAUCACUAAAGUAUACACAGAAUAUCCAUCAGUUCGUUAUAAGCAUGUUCGUUAUUUCGUAUUUCACAGUAUACAUAAUUCUGAUUUAGCUUACUCUGUCAUGCACUCGUUCAUCUGGACAAUAUAAGAACUGCAGGUACAUUAUCGUCUUUAUUAUGCCUCAAAGUGAGAUUGACCAAUCAGAGAGCUGAACUACUGACCCCAUAUGAGACCAUAUACCGUCAGUAACAGCCAUUUUGGAUUUUCCAACACCCACCUCACAUAUUUCACAUGGAAAUUCUGGUACAGAAAUUCGUUAUUCGACACAGUUUUAUGUUGUAAUAUCAUAAAUUUUAACGUGCAAAGACGUUAAUGUUUUUUUUAGAUCACUUUCGUGAGUUUUAUAAAGAUUAGGUAAAGUUAAAAUUAUCAACACGGUUUGGCCUCUGAAGUUUGAAGAGUAGUCUCCCUUUUACCCUUCGGGCUCAGGUUGAAAGUUUUCAUUUUGACAUGAGAUGUGCGAUAUUGAUACCAGAUAGUGUAAACGUUUUGGCAUAAUAAAUUCUUGAAGUUGUCUUCAGUUGCCGUAUAAGGCAAGUAAAGACAGGUCAAUAAGGCGCCAGUUCUUUCAAUAGAUGAAUAACACUAUCAAGUUUAUCUGGUAGUAAAUGAGGUGUUAGAUAUUUGUAGCGGAGUAAAUAGUGCUUUGUGGAUCGACUUAUUAUUUCUGAUUUGUAGCAUAUCAACAAGUCGUCACUUCUUUGAAGUAAAUCUGUAAGUCUCGUCUGUGUAGGAGACAAACAACUUUUAUGUUUUUGUUGUGAAUUAAUUAGUUGUCUGUUUUUAGUUAUAGAUGAAGAAGUUGUCAGUUCUUUGUUCAGUAAAUUGUCUGAUUCUUGUUAGUGUCAUUAGGUUGUAUCUUUUUCGUUGUCGUCAGUUCUUUUAAGUAGAUCAACGUGCUAUCUAUAAUUCUUUCUAAACCAAUAAGUUGUCAGUUCGUUGUAGGACCUGUGAAGAUCCGGGUUAGAACAGGUCUUCAGUAAACCAUGCUUGUCGUAAGAGGCGACUAACGGGAUCGGGUGGUCAGGCUCGCUGUCUUGGUGCAUGUCAUCGUAUCCGAUUUUGU